Messenger RNA from Ceratitis capitata (Mediterranean fruit fly), 823 nucleotides. RefSeq lists its product as hypothetical. NCBI's taxonomy places the organism in Eukaryota, Metazoa, Arthropoda, Insecta, Diptera, Tephritidae. The transcript has 2 exons. The record is from RefSeq and is a predicted model, not a curated record. The coding region runs from base 89 to 772 and encodes 227 amino acids.
UAGCCAUUUCAAUAGGCUUAGAAAAUUAGAUUGAGUUUUGAAUUUCAACUGUCGGUUCAUUGCUUACGUUCCAUAUCCUUAGCUUGAAAUGAAGUCAGCUUUAUUACUCGCGAUCAGCGCAAUGCUGUUGGUGCAAUUCGCCCACACAUUGCCUACUACGAGAGUGGCUGUUGUACAUAAUGACAAUCAAAUAUUAGAAUCUAACCCCAAAGAUGUGUCAUCCGAAGAGGAGAGUCCCCAAGCUCAAUUGAUGAUUUAUACCAUUGCCCAAAUAGCUAAACUCUCCAAAUGGAUGUUGGACACUGGUAGUGUAGUGAUCAGAAAUACCAUAAAGGAGCUAAAGGAACUACCAGUUAGGGAUGAACUCUUGCAAGCAAAUAUCACACGCAUGUCGAACAUUGUUAAGGAAAAUGCUGAACUCAAUUUAAAAGAAGAUGAGGGAGCCGUCUUAAAAUUACUGGUAUACAUGGUUGACUUCGCUACAAUGAUGGAGGACUAUGAAAAUAUGCCCGAGGACUCAAAAUUGAAAGAAACAUUGAAGACGGCCUUGCAAAAUAAUGGCUACACCAAGUUCGAAAAUGAUUUCGAACAGAAAGUCAUCGAAAUGGCUAAUGAUUUUGACACAGCAUUUGGUGAAUAUGUGAAGGUGUUGACUCCAGCCCAAAGAGUGGAGCAAGCUAAACUCCUUGUAUGGUAUGAUGAGUUCAAGGCAGAAACCGAUGGGGAGCGGAAGGUUGACAAAUUUGGCGAAAUCUUUGAUAUUAUGUCUUAAUUUAUGAAACAAAAACGGAAAUUUUGAAAAGUAAAAUCAAUAAUUUCAAUA